Messenger RNA from Gongylonema pulchrum, 1023 nucleotides. The record is from the annotation of a GenBank genome assembly. Lineage: Eukaryota; Metazoa; Nematoda; Chromadorea; Rhabditida; Gongylonematidae.
AUGUUUGCGUCAAAGAAAAACGAAUGGAUGAAAGCACAAGAGGACGCAAUGGAAGUGGAUGAUGAUGAUGAUGCUGAGCAACGUGUCGACGAUGAGGAUUUGUCGUUGACUUAUCUUAGCGGAUACGGUGCAAUGUUUGCAUCAAAGAAAAACGAAUGGAUGAAAGCACAAGAGGACGCAAUGGAAGUGGAUGAUGAUGAUGAGCAACAUGUCGACGAUGAGGAUUUGUCGUUGACUUAUCUUAGCGGAUACGGUGUUCCGGGUUCCAUGGAUGAGGUACGAUCUAAAGAAUCCACAUCACGUUUAAGCACUUCUAAGCGCCAGCUGCACACUCCCGCACUUUCAUGUAAUUUACGCUCGGCAGCCAGUAAAACUCGCACCUCUCCACGCAGUAUUCCCGGCAAAGUUGCGCAGUAUGUUUCCGAGGGAGCAGCGACAAGUGGCGUCACCCAGAAGACGGUGGUCAGUAAAACUAAGAAAGUUGAGGAGAUGCGUAGCGUGUCAAACAAGUCUUCUGCGUCCUCGAAUUCGCAAUCAGCAAAACCACAUCGAAAGGCAGCCACGGAAAAGACAAAUUUAGUUGCUGCUGCUGCUGCUCAUGAAAAGAUGCCUUUGAAGCGGACCAGCUUGGCGCAGCAGCAACGGAAAUUGCCGGCUGAUGAUGGCAAGUCAACAUGUGCGCGCGUUGUACCGAUUUCGGUUGCCAUCAGCAAUGCAGCGGCAUCGGCUGCUCGAUACAGUUCGAGCACCAGCAAACGGGAAUCGCCGAGUUUGCCUCUCAGUCGUCCGUGUCCCGCAUCGAUCGCUCGAUUGCCAUCUGCUUCUCCCCUGAUGCCUUAUGGACGCAGUGCUUCUAGUGCCUCCAUUUCAUCGAAUUGUAAUAAGGCACACUUUUGGUUGAAUCCCGGCCUGGCAUCUAUUGUAAGCUGUCUUCCGUCGCAGGGUCCACUAGCCAGUCGUCCUCGCAAGUGGCAGCUGGUGCUGGUACAUCAGCCGGGUCUUCAACGCAGAUGGCUGCUGUAA